AUGGAGCACACCGCCAAGGGUGAUAGCAAGAAGAUCUUGAAGAGCUGCACGCUGCCCUUGACUGGGCCCAAGGCCAAGGGCGAAUUGGUCCUGACGGAGAUCUUUCCAGGGGUGACUGUCGACGAGAUACGCGCCAAGACCGACGCCGAGUUCAGGGAGGCGAAAGGAGGACUAAAAGUGGUCCAAUUGUAA
This is a messenger RNA of Nannochloropsis gaditana CCMP526, 192 nucleotides long. RefSeq names its product 3-oxoacid - b subunit. The transcript is spliced from 2 exons. Bases 1 to 192 code for a protein of 63 amino acids. The record is from RefSeq and is a predicted model, not a curated record.